AUGGAGGAAGUUAUGGACUCACACUCGUCAAAUGAGACCGAAAAGGGGCUGCAGACCCAGCUAGACGGGAUGACUAGCCGUACUGACGUGUCGAAUAUUCAUUAUGGCACACAACCCCCGCCCAUGGAUGGCGGAAUAAAUGCCUGGCUGUUCCUCGCUGCGUGCUUCGUUAUGGAGGCUCUUGUCUGGGGGUUUGCAUUCACAUAUGGUGUUUUCCAAGCGUAUUACACCGACCUACCCCAAUUUAAGGACUCUGGUAAUAUUGCUGUCGUCGGAACCUGUGCUAUGGGAAUCAUGUAUCUCGACCUCCCUCUUGUCUUCGCCGCCUAUAGACAAUGGCCCAAAUAUCAACGCUUUGGCUGUGGUCUAGGUGUGCUACUCAUGUGUGCUGCCCUCGGCUUGAGCUCCCUCGCUUCAAACACCAACCACCUUAUCGUAACUCAGGGAAUCUUCUAUGCUCUGGGAGGCAGCAUCGCCUAUGCUCCCUGCAUCCUCUUAAUGGAAGAGUGGUUUGACAGACGAAAGGGCCUCGCCUUCGGCGUCAUGUGGGCUGGCACCGGAAUCGGCGGUGUCGUCCUCCCUAUCGUCAUGGAACAGUUGCUGGGCAAGUACGGUUUCCGAAUUACCUUGCGCGGCUUUGCAGUCGUGUUGUUUGUUCUCACCGCGCCGCUGGUCUACUUUGUCAAACCACGCGUGCCGAUUGCAGAUAACCGACCCAGUCCGCCAGCCCCGAACUUCCGGUUCAUGUUUACGUCCACCUUUGCCAUCUUCGAGUUUUGCAAUAUUGUCGAGGCACUCGGGUUUUUCUUGCCAUCUAUAUACCUCCCGACCUACGCAGGCAUGAUUGGUGCCUCGACCUCCCUCCAAGCACUGACUGUUAUCCUCUUCAGCUUGGCUUCCGUCGUCGGCUGUGUGUUUAUGGGCGCCAUAAUCGACAAGCUUGACGUGACGAUUUGCAUCCUUGUUUCAACUAUCGGAUCCUCUAUCGGUGUCUUCCUUGUCUGGGGCUUCUCCAUGUCCCUUGCUCCUCUGUUCGUCUUCUCAAUUGUAUACGGUCUCUUUGCGGGUUCAUAUACCAGUACCUGGCCUGGUAUUAUGCGCGAGGUGGCCCACAACAACCCAUCGGCCGAAUCAAGCAUGGUAUUUGCCUGUCUUGCGGCCGGAAGAGGCGUCGGGAACUUGGUUUCUGGGCCCCUCAGUGAGGGUCUUAUUAAGGGGUUGCCGUGGGAGGGGAGCGCUGGCUAUGGAUAUGGUAGUGGAUAUGGAUCCUUGAUUGCUUUCACGGGCGUUACAGGGGUUGUGGGUGGUGGAAGUUAUAUUGCAAGGCGUAUGAAGUGGCUAUAA
Messenger RNA from Penicillium expansum, 1344 nucleotides. Its product is annotated as Major facilitator superfamily domain, general substrate transporter. NCBI's taxonomy places the organism in Eukaryota, Fungi, Ascomycota, Eurotiomycetes, Eurotiales, Aspergillaceae. Gene Ontology annotation, molecular function: transmembrane transporter activity. The coding region runs from base 1 to 1344 and encodes 447 amino acids. Gene Ontology annotation, biological process: transmembrane transport. The record is from RefSeq and is a predicted model, not a curated record. Gene Ontology annotation, cellular component: fungal-type vacuole membrane. The transcript has 2 exons.